Molecule: messenger RNA, 1161 nt
Organism: Ilex paraguariensis (yerba mate)
Lineage: Eukaryota; Viridiplantae; Streptophyta; Magnoliopsida; Aquifoliales; Aquifoliaceae
Source: the annotation of a GenBank genome assembly
GAAUAUCUACAUAGCCAUGAAGUUGAAUCUCCUCUGAAGCUUUCGCAUGAAAUCUAUGUGCCAACAAUUUUCAGAUGUCAUGUGAUGAAGUUUGGAAGGCUGUUUUUUCCGCUACUGGAAGGCACGGACCUUGCUGCUUGUAUGGUGGUAUGUAAACAAUGGCGAGAGAUAGCCAGUGAUGAUUACUUUUGGAAGUGCCUAUGUGCCAAUAGAUGGCCUUCAAUCUGCAAGCAACCAUCCCCGCCCACUGUAACUUACUACAAGCUAUUCAAAACCUUCUAUAAACGUCAGCAUCGACGAACUCUUCUCCCACCAAGGCUGUCCUUCAAAGACUUGGAGUUUUACAUUGACAUUUGGGUCGAAGAGAGGUUAAUUUUAUCAGAAGUCGUCCCAGGUCCUGUUCUUCAGAAGGGGAGCUGGAUCCCACCACCGGGAAUUGGUGAUGUGCUUAGGUUUCACUUGGAGGGCCCAGAAUACAAGAUGACUCUACCUGUGCAACCAAGGUUUGCUGUUUCUCUGAGCCAGACAAUUACUGUCUCUGUGCUUAUAGGGCGCAAGGAUUCCAACAAAGUUGCUUGUAUAAUUAACAAAUCAGGAUUUGAUUAUAUAGAUCCAACAGCAUAUAGGGCCCAUGCAUUUGACUACCUCGACUUCUCCCCCCUCUACCCAUUCGUAUCUGGUAUACGGGCGUGGAUAUCUUUGCUCUUCAUGGAUCUUGGUAGUGUGGGAGUCAUUGAAGUUUUUGGAAUUGAAAUGGAUUUCUGUGAUGCUGCCAGCUCUGAAGAGGAGGUCCUGUGGCUAUUAGACAUGCUUGAUUGGAAGUAAGAGGUCCAUUCAGUGUAAAGCUUCUGUGGGGGCUGGGGGACUUGUGCAAUUCAACCAGUUUCUAGCUCCCUCUGCCUCGAGCUGACCUAGACGAGAAGUUCAUCCGAAAGCAACCAUACCAUGGUGAGAAAGAUUACUCAGCGCUGCCGGCCUCAUGUUCCUGAGAUUCUGUUGCUGCUGCACUUCAGGAGGCCACUAAGAUGUUGCAGAGACUUCUCUUGCAUCUGUGGGUGUGGCAAGAGGACAUGGAGAUGUACAUCUAUAUUCUGUGUAAUUUCCAUUAGAUGUCUUCGCAAGACCUUGAUUUCUUCACUUGGAUUGGCUUUAGAAGGUGGG